GAGAGAGAGAGAAUCAAAGGGGAGAGAGAAGCCCGCGAUUAGCACCCAAAAACCUGACAUGUCAUCAUCUUCCGACAGUGUGAACACUUUUGCCUUUUUCUUUUACUUUGCUUUGUUACCUGGGACUCUUGUUUUUCCUUCUUGCUUGAUCUUCUACAUCUCCCUCUCCCUCUGUCUCUGUGUCUGUCUGUCUCUCUCUCUGCUGGUUUCUUCUUGAGCUCCGCACUCAAGGCAAGUGCCAUGUUGGCGUGUCUUGCGGAGCUAUGCAGAGCCUCUGCCAUUAACUACUCCUUCUGGGUUCUCUUGAUCUUGCCGUUCUUGAUCGCAAGUUCCUCUGCUUGCUCCAAUGGGGGUUGCCAGGUUCUAGACGCCUGUGCAGCUGCUUCGGAUUGUGGUCCAGGUUUGUACUGUGGGAAUUGCCCUUCCCUUGGCCACAACCAGCCAAUCUGCACCAGAGGCCAGGCCGCAGUUCCCACUUCCGUCAUUGGGGGGUUGCCUUUCAACAAGUACACGUGGCUGGUGACGCAUAAUUCAUUCUCCAUAGUGGAUGCACCGCCUUUGCCUGGGGUGCAGAGGGUGACGCUCUACAAUCAAGAAGAUACUGUGACUAAUCAGUUGAGGAAUGGAGUGAGGGGACUGAUGCUGGAUAUGUAUGAUUUCGAAAAUGAUAUCUGGCUCUGCCAUUCGUUUCGGGGACAAUGCUUCAACUUCACUGCCUUUCAACCUGCAGUUAAUACUUUAAGAGAAGUGGAAGCAUUCUUGAGUGAAAACCCAACAGAGAUUGUGACGAUUAUUAUUGAGGACUAUGUGCAUACUCCAAAAGGACUGACAAAUCUGUUUACAAAUGCUGGUUUAGACAAGUACUGGUUUCCUGUCUCAAAGAUGCCGAAAAAGGGAGAAGACUGGCCCACUGUGGCCGAGAUGGUGCAGAAUAAUUACCGACUUUUAGUUUUCACAUCUGUUGCUGCAAAAGAGGCAGAAGAAGGAGUUGCUUAUCAAUGGAAGUAUAUGGUGGAAAAUGAGUCUGGAGAUCCCGGGGUUGCAAAAGGCUCGUGCCCCAACAGAAAAGAAUCGAAACCACUAAGUUCAAAGAGUGUGUCUCUUUACCUGGAGAAUUACUUUCCAACAUACCCUGUGCAAGUUGAUGCCUGCAAAGAGCAUUCAACGCCUCUUGCUGAGAUGGUUACUACCUGUUAUAAAGCUGCGGGGAACAGAAUGCCCAACUUCCUUGCAGUUAACUUCUACAUGAGAAAUGAUGGAGGAGGUGUUUUUGAUGCCCUGGAUAGAAUGAAUGGCCCAACCCUCUGCGGCUGUAGUACUAUUGCUGCUUGCCAGGCUGGAGCACCCUAUGGGUCUUGCAAAAAUAUUAGUACGCCUACUAGAAGUCCGACCACGAAUGCUGCUGGAAGCUUUUCUGGAUCUGUUCAGUUUACAAAUUCUGCAACAACUGUCCAUGCCACAAGUUAUUUGAUCAUUCCCACGUUAUAUGUUUCACUUCUUGUUUUUCUGCUUGGAAAGUUGCAGCCGCAAGUGGCUAGAUAAUUAGGCUAAAAAGUCAGUAUUGUUUUACCUGGAGGGCUUGAGCUUCUGCUUUGAGUAGGCAAAGUCUUCCAGAACAGUGCUGUUAAACUCCAUCCAUAUUAUCCAUCCAUAUUAUAUUGGUUUGAUGAUCUGGAAACAUGGUAGAUUUAUAGAUUGUAUAUGGGGGAAGAUACUUUCAAGUUUGGUUUUGAGGCUAAACACAUGGCAUGUGUCAAAAGCUGCAGUAGUUAGUAGCUGAGGACAACCAGGAGCGCCUAAGAGUUAGGUAUGUUUUAUGCUCUUUCAUUCAAGCUAAGAGUAGGGAAGCAUGAUUUAAUACAUUCACGGGAUGCUACAAUUGUUCGUGAGGUCUUUUGAUUAUUGUAUUACGUUAGUUUUAACUCAAUUAUCUGCUUGGUUACAGUCUCAGAUACGGGGACCAUGAUUCAUAUUUCCGAAGUGCUGAAAUCCUACAUUACACUGCAUCAGUUUGCAUGCUGCAGAUGUAUCCUGUGUCAUUCCUCACAUAUUAUGUAGAAAUUUCUUGGUCCUUAUCCUCAGCAUAGAUUAUGUCGGAUUAAGCUUGUUUUACCUUGGAAGCUGGAUUUUUAACAGGAAUAAACCAGCAUUGGCUGACUAA
Molecule: messenger RNA, 2161 nt
Organism: Eucalyptus grandis
Lineage: Eukaryota; Viridiplantae; Streptophyta; Magnoliopsida; Myrtales; Myrtaceae
Product: PI-PLC X domain-containing protein At5g67130
Exons: 9
Coding region: 241-1542 (433 amino acids)
Biological process (GO): lipid metabolic process
Molecular function (GO): phosphoric diester hydrolase activity
Source: RefSeq, a predicted model, not a curated record